Eurytemora carolleeae is the source of this 2831-nucleotide messenger RNA. It is a transcript of the gene GlnRS, whose product is annotated as probable glutamine--tRNA ligase. Gene Ontology annotation, biological process: translation; glutaminyl-tRNA aminoacylation. Gene Ontology annotation, cellular component: aminoacyl-tRNA synthetase multienzyme complex; cytoplasm; cytosol. Gene Ontology annotation, molecular function: ATP binding; glutamine-tRNA ligase activity. The record is from RefSeq and is a predicted model, not a curated record. The transcript has 6 exons. Lineage: Eukaryota; Metazoa; Arthropoda; Copepoda; Calanoida; Temoridae. The coding region runs from base 33 to 2351 and encodes 772 amino acids.
AAUUUUCUAUUUCUAAAUUUUCCAGACUAAAAAUGGGAGAUGAGCUGGUCCCCAUGUUUAUGAAGAUAGGGUUGACGGAGCAGAAGGCGAAGGAGACCGCUAAGAACAAGAACCUCUCUAAGGUCCUAAGCAGUGUGGUGAAUGAUGCCUCCAAGGAGAGCAAAGACCUGACUAGUUAUGGAACCCUGCUCUACCAUGUCGCUUCUAAAAUUAAACCUCAGGUGUUCCACUUUACCCCUCUUCUAGUCAAGUAUAUCUGUUCCGGGAAAAUCGACAGUGAGCUCCGGCUCAAUGCCGCCAUAGAUUUCCUGGCUAAAUGUCCUCCAGGAAAAUCUAUUGAGAGUUUAGAUAUUUCCAGUUUCGAGGAUUCUUGUGGAGUUGGUGUAGUGGUGACUCCAGCUCAGAUUGAAGAGGCUGUUGAAGCAGAACUCGCCAAGGUAAAGGAGGAGUUAUUGGAGAAGAGAUAUAGAUUCAACUCUGGUAUUCUAAUGGGAAACGUGAGAAACAAGCUGAAAUGGGCGGACGGAAAAGCAAUCAAGAGCGAGACAGAUAUGCAGAUACUGGAUAUCCUUGGACCCAAGACUGAUGAAGAUCUGGCCCCAGUAAAGAAACAGAAAGCUCCAGCUGUUAAAGAAGAUAAGAAGACGACUAAAAAAGAAGAGAAGGAAGAUGAAGAAACUGAAGGAGCUGCAACUAUUGCUGAACUCAUGAAGAACAAGGUUCACUUCCAUGCUACCGGAAUGAACCAUACUACGGACGGAUACCAAGUUACUCCGGACACUGACCGACUUCUCCGUGAGCAUCUGGAGAGAACUGGCGGUCAGGUUAGAACUAGGUUUCCUCCAGAACCCAACGGUAUUCUUCACAUUGGUCACGCUAAAGCAAUUAAUAUUAACUUCGGUUAUGCUAAAGCUUACGACGGAAUAACCUUUCUCCGGUAUGAUGAUACAAACCCGGAGAAAGAAGAGGAGAAGUUCUUCACUGGAAUCCUUGAUAUGGUAACUUGGCUUGGAUACAAACCUUAUCAGAUUACUCAUUCCUCAGAUUAUUUUGACAAACUGUACAACAUGGCGGUUCAUUUGAUAAAAAAAGAUCUGGCUUAUGUGUGUCAUCAGAAACUGGAAGAUAUUCGAGGCUUUAACCCUCCUCCGUCUCCAUAUAGAACCCGUCCUAUCCAAGAAUCUCUCUCUCUCUUCAAGGAUAUGAAGAACGGAAAAUUUGACGAAGGCGAGGCGACACUGAGGAUGAAGAUAACCCUGGAGGAGGGUAAACAGGACCCAGUUGCGUACAGAAUUAAAUAUGUCGCUCAUCAUCGAACUGGAGACACUUGGUGUAUCUAUCCUACCUACGACUAUACUCACUGUCUCUGUGACAGUAUAGAAGAUAUAACACACUCCCUAUGUACAAAAGAGUUCCAGGCCCGCCGGUCUUCCUACUACUGGCUCUGUAACGCUGUUGAUAUCUACUGCCCUGUACAGUGGGAGUACGGUAGACUUAGCGUCAACUACACUGUUGUCAGCAAACGAAAGAUCAGUAAGUUGAUUGAGACUGGUGUAGUAUCAGACUGGGAUGAUCCAAGAUUGUUUACUUUAACCGCUCUCCGGCGCCGUGGAUUCCCCGCCGAAGCGAUCAAUAACUUCUGUGCCAAGAUGGGUGUGACCGGGGCUUUGACGGCGGUAGACCCAGCAAUGUUGGACGCCGCGGUCAGAGAUCAUCUCAACGUUUCAGCUCCGAGAACCAUGGUUGUUCUUGAACCUCUCCGGGUUACUAUUCUCAACCUGGAUAAAGACGAAGAAAUAGAAAUACCCAACUUCCCGAACGACCCGGAGAAAGGUGUUCAUAAGGUUAAAUUCUCUUCUAAAAAUAUCUUUAUUGAGAGUUCUGACUUUAAGAAAACUGAUGAGAAAGGAUUCCGACGCUUAUCUCCUGGACAAUCUGUAGGUUUAAGAUACUCCGGGUAUGUGAUAACAUUGGUAGAAGCGGUGGAAACCAAUGGACAGGUUACCGAGUUGAAGGUUAAUGCAGUACCUGUUGGAGAUGCAGAGAAGCCCAAAGCUUUUAUUCAUUGGGUCAGCUCACCCAUAGAUAUUGAGGUUCGAGUUUACGACCGGUUGUUUAAACACAAGAAUCCCGAGGAUUCUGCGGAGGUUCCUGGAGGAUUUCUCUCCGAUGUUAAAUCUAAUACACUUGAAAUCAAGAACGCAAAGGCUGAUAGAUAUCUAAGUGACGUCAAGGUGUACGACAGGUUUCAGUUCGAGCGGAAUGGAUUCUAUACUGUAGACCGGGAUACAACCAAGAGCAAGAUUGUUUUUAACCUCACGGUCGGGCUUAAGGAGGACGCCGGGAAGUAGAUCUCCUUCCUUCACUACUUCAAGAUGAAGAACCUGAUCUUUAAAUUUUUAAAACUCUUGAAAUCUUUAAUGAUACAAGAACUGGUGCUCAAGCCUCACUUAGAUUAAAAGAAAUUUUUUCUUUUAAAAUCUUUUUCUGCUUUUUUACAUUUUUUCCGCUGCUAUAGAUAAAUGAAUUGAGCCGUUGUCACAAACUGCAAUCCCUAUAUCUUUGCAGCCUGAUGGUGUAAACCUAUGAUAUUUCAAAUUUAAACUGCUUGAUCUAACAGAAGUCAUAGUUUUAAAUAUCUUAGGUAUACAAAAUUGGGUCGUAAAGAUAAAGAGAUUUAAAAAUCAGAGUUUGUGACAACGGCUUAAUUCCUAAAGUUGAUUUAUCCCUUUCUCUAUUUCAUCUCAUCUCCCAGUCCACGAACGUGAAUCUUGUUAACCAAGUUUUGGAUGAAAUGAUCAUGUAUCAAUAUAAAUAUAAUCUAAAGGAUU